GAAUUAUUUCCUGGGUCUAAGUACAAGUUAAAAAAUGAAAAUGAUGUUUAUCAACUCAUCAUCAGUAAUCCUAAAGUAGAAGACACAGGCAAAUACACCAUUGAAAUUGGUGGUGUUUCUUCAACAGCUUUUCUAAAUGUGGAUGAAGCAGAUCCUACUUAUACAUUCCUUAAACCAUUAAGCAAGAAGAUAGAGGGCUUUACUAAACAUGAAGUACAAUUGGAAUGUACUGUUAGCAACAGCAUGGCUGUUGUUCAUUGGUACCGAGGUGAUAAGAAGAUUGAAGAAGGCGAUAAAUAUGAAACAUCGAAAGAUCUUGCAGGAGUUUGUAGGUUGACAAUAAAAUAUUGUGAAAUUGAAGAUGGUGGAGAAUAUUCUGCAAGAAUUUUUAAACAAGAGGAUAAAACUACUACAAAAGUGGUAAUAGUUGAAUAUCCUUACAAAUUUGUGAAAGUAUUGAAGAGUCAACAAAUAACAGAAAAAGACACAAUCACACUUCUUUGUGAAUUAGAUGAUGCAGGAGGUGAAGUUACUUGGUUGAAAAAUGGUGAAGAAAUUAAGCCUGAUAAG
Gryllus bimaculatus (two-spotted cricket) is the source of this 570-nucleotide messenger RNA. The record is from the annotation of a GenBank genome assembly. NCBI's taxonomy places the organism in Eukaryota, Metazoa, Arthropoda, Insecta, Orthoptera, Gryllidae.